Hemisphaericaspora subhashii is the source of this 1893-nucleotide messenger RNA. It is a transcript of the gene SIT1, whose product is annotated as siderophore transporter. The transcript has a single exon. The record is from RefSeq and is a predicted model, not a curated record. Gene Ontology annotation, biological process: transmembrane transport; intracellular iron ion homeostasis. Lineage: Eukaryota; Fungi; Ascomycota; Pichiomycetes; Serinales; Debaryomycetaceae. Gene Ontology annotation, molecular function: siderophore-iron transmembrane transporter activity. The coding region runs from base 1 to 1893 and encodes 630 amino acids. Gene Ontology annotation, cellular component: vacuolar membrane; endosome.
AUGAGUGAUCAACAAAGAGAUGGUAUCGAGCGUGCAUCCUCCGAUGACGUAACAAACACACUUAACGAAGAAAGAGAAAACAUUUCCAAGAGAGAUUAUCUUGACCAAGAAUCUGAUCAAAAGAUCUCUGACACUGAAACUGACACUGAAGAAAAAUCAAUCGGGGUUAGGAAAGCUGAGAUCUUAGCUGCACAAUGGAAUGGUAACAAAUGGUUACACGUUGUUUUAUUAAUUUCUGCAUUCAUUGUUGGUUAUGCGUAUGGUUUAGAUGGUGCUACCCGUUGGGUUUAUACUGCUUAUGCAACAGCUUCCUAUUCUGAACAUUCCUUGUUAACCACUGUUGCUGUUGUUACUUCUGUUGCCGGUGCUGCUUGUCAACCAGUCUAUGCUAGACUUUCUGAUGUCUUUGGUCGUUUGGAAAUCUUCAUUGUGUCCAUUUUAUUCUACGUUGUUGGUACUAUCAUUGAAUCUCAAGCUACCAAUGUUCAAAAAUAUGCUGCUGGUUCUGUCUUGUACCAAAUUGGUUAUACUGGAGUUAUUCUUAUUGUCAUGUGUAUCUUGGCUGAUUUCUCCAGUUUGAAAUGGCGUUUAUUCUACUUAUUCGUUCCAACCUUCCCAUUCAUCAUUAACACCUGGAUCUCCGGUAAUGUCACUGCUGCCGUUGGUACUAAUUGGAAAUGGGGUGUCGGUAUGUGGGCUUUCAUUUUCCCAUUGGCUUGUCUCCCAUUGAUUGGUUGCAUGCUUCAUAUGAGAUGGAAGGCUGGCAAGACUGAAGAAUGGAGAAUCUUUAAGCAAAGGGAAACUAAAUUCCAAGAAUUAGGAUGGUGGGGGUUCACAAAGUACUUAUUCUGGCAAUUAGAUAUUAUUGGUUUGUUACUCUUAGUUGUCUGUUUAGGUUGUCUUUUAGUUCCAUUAACUCUUGCUGGUGGUAUCCAUUCUAAAUGGAAAAAAGGCUAUAUCAUUGCUCCAAUUGUCGUUGGAGGUGUUUUAUUACCAGUCUUUGUCUGUUGGGAACACUGGGGUGCCAGACAUCCAGUUGCUCCAUUCCAUUUAUUGAAGGAUCGGGGUAUUUGGUCUGCUUUGACUAUUUCAUUCUUAUUGAACUUUAUUAGUUCCAUUGAAUCAACAUACCUUUAUACCGUUUUGCUUGUGGCUAUUAAUCAAACUAUGAAAUCCGCUACCAGAAUUACUUCAUUGAGUUCCUUCGUUUCCGUUGUCGCUGGUUUCUUCUUCGGUUUAUUCAUUGUUAAGUGGAAGAAAUUGAAAGGUUUUAUUAUCUUCGGUUGUUGCAUGUGGAUGGUUGCCUUGGGUCUCUUAUACCAUUUCAGAUCUGGUACUUCUUCUUACGGUGGUAUCAUUGCCGGUGUCUGUUUAUUAGGUUUUGGUCUUACGUUCUUUUCAUAUCCAUGUAACGUCUCCUUACAAAGUUGUACUACCCAUGAACAUAUGGCUGUUAUUAUUUCAUUAGGUUUAACUGUCUACAGAAUUGGUUCAGCUGUUGGUGCAUCUAUUGCUGGUGCCGUUUGGUCUCAAAAGUUGUAUGAAAAGAUUUUACAACAUACUGGCAACUCCACUUUAGCUACUUCUGUAUAUGGUGAUCCGUAUACCUUCAUUGCUCUGUAUGCUUGGGAUACUCCAGAAAGACAACAAGUUGUUCUUGCUUAUCGUGAUGUUCAAAGACUUUUGAUCAUGAUUGCCUUAAUCUUCACUGCUCCAAUGAUCAUUGUUGGUUUCUUCUUAAGAGACCACAAAUUGGGUGAUGAACAAAGUAAUGAAGAAGUUGAAAAGAAAGAGCAACGUGAAUCCUUAAGUGUUUAUGUUGCUCAAGGUUUCUCUGGAUUCACUUCUAGAUUUCAGGGAAAGUCUAAACAAGAACCUCAACCUACCUUUUAA